GGAUGAGGUUCAGGCCUCUAUUUGUCACAAGCCAGCCCAGUGAUAACCAGAGGUGGGUUUGGGAACCAGGGUACUAACCAGAGACUCCAAGAGUCUUGGAGAGGGACUGAACUGCCUCCUGCCUGAGGAAAUUAGGCUCCAGCCACUUCCUAGAGCAUGUCAAACCCCACCUCCAACCCCAAUGGGCCACCCAGCGCUGAGUCCUCAGGAGAGCAGGCAGCUCCACCCUCCCCACCCAGUGCUACCUGUCAGACCUGAGCUAGCAGCGCGUGUAGCCACAGAGCAGGGUGGCUCUGGAAAGCAGGCAGGGCUCCCUGCUGGGCCUGGCUGCCUGGCCAUGCUCUGGGCACUCUGGCCAAAGUGGCUGGCUGGCAAGGGCCUGCCCCUCCUGGGGGCAGUGCUGUUGUGGAAGAGAGAGAAGAGGGGUCCUCGGUGGCAGCGGCGGGAAACCUACCCAUACUAUGACCUCCAGGUGAAGGUGCUGAGGGCCAGAAAUAUCCAGCACACAGACCUGUUGUCCAAAGCCGACUGCUACGUGCAACUGUGGCUGCCAACAGCGUCCCCCAGCCCUGCCCGUACAAGAACAGUGGCCAAUUGCAGCAACCCCGAGUGGAACGAGACCUUCCACUAUCAGAUCCAUGGUGCUGUGAAGAACGUCCUGGAGCUCACCCUCUAUGACAAGGAUGUCCUGAGCAGCGACGAGCUCUCCCUGCUCCUGUUUGACCUGAGGAGCCUCAAGUGUGGCGAACCCCACAGACACACCUUCCCACUUGACCGCCAGGAUUCACAAGAGCUGCAGGUGGAAUUCGUUCUGGAGCAGAGCCAGGUGCCUGCAUCUGAAGUCAUCACCAAUGGGGUCCUGGUGGCUCACCCCUGUCUGAGAGUCCAGGGCACCCUCUCAGAAGAUGGGACGGCCCUGAGACAAGAGUAUGGCUCUAGGCAGCUCCAGCUGGCAGUGCCCGGGGCCUAUGAGAAGCCGCAGCUCUUGCCCCUGCAGCCUCCCGUGGAGCCAGGCCUUCCACCCACCUUUACCUUCCACGUGAACCCGGUGCUGAGUUCCAGGUUGGAUGUGGAGCUGGAGGAGAAGCUCACGGUUCUACAGAGUGGUCCGAAUGCAGAGCUGGAGGCUCAAAGCAGCAAGCUGGGCGAGGGGGGCAUCCCGCUCUCCUCUCUGCCCAUAGGCCAGGAGGAGCAGUGCUUGGUGGCCCUGGGGGAGGGCCAGGAGGUGGCUCUGAGUGUGAAGGCGGAAAUGAGCUCUGGGGACCUGGACCUGCGCCUUGGCUUUGACCUCAGUGACGGGGAGCAGGAGUUUCUGGACAAGAGGAAGCAGAUCGUGUCCAAGGCCCUGCAGCAGGCGCUCGGAUUAAGUGAGGCUCCGGACAUUGGCCAGGUGCCCGUGGUGGCUGUGCUGGGUUCUGGGGGUGGAACCCGAGCCAUGUCUUCCCUGUACGGCAGCCUGGCAGGGCUGCAGGAGCUCGGCCUCCUCGACACUGUGACCUACCUGAGCGGGGUGUCUGGGUCCACCUGGUGCAUCUCCACACUCUACAAGGACCCGGCCUGGUCCCAGGUGGCCUUGCAGGGCCCCAUUGAGCGUGCCCAGGCUCGGGUCUGCAGCAGUAAGCUGGGGGCGAUGUCCACAGAGCAGCUGCAGUACUACACGCAGGAACUGGGGGUCCGGGAGCACACCGGCCAUAGUGUGUCCCUCAUCGACCUUUGGGGCCUCCUCGUAGAGUAUUUCCUGUAUGGGGAGGAAAACCCUGCCAAGCUGUCUGACCAGCAGGAGGCGGUCAGCCAGGGUCGGAACCCAUACCCCAUCUAUGCUGCCGUCAACGUCCGCACCAACAUCAGCGGGGAAGACUUUGCAGAGUGGUGUGAGUUCACCCCCUACGAGGUCGGCUUUCCUAAGUACGGGGCUUAUGUGCCCACGGAGCUCUUCGGCUCAGAAUUCUUCAUGGGACGGCUGCUGCAGCUGUGGCCAGAGCCCCGGAUCUGCUACCUGCAAGGAGUGUGGGGCAGCGCCUUCGCAGCCAGCCUGGACGAGAUCUUCCUGAAGACCGUGGGCUCCAGCCUGGGCUUCCUGGAGUGGCACAGAGGCAGUGUAAACAUCACAGACGACCGCCAGAAGCUCCAGCUGCACGACCCCGCGCGGCUGCGAACCAGGCUCUUCACGCCCCAGGGCCCCUUCUCCCAGGCCGUGCUGGACAUAUUCACCUCCCGCUUUACUUCUGCCCAGAACUUUAACUUCACCCGGGGCCUCUGCAUGCACAAGGACUACGUGGCUGGCAGGGAGUUCGUGGCCUGGAAAGACACACACCCGGACGCCUUCCCCAACCAGCUCACCCCCAUGCGGGACUGCCUGUACCUGGUGGAUGGAGGCUUCGCCAUCAACUCUCCCUUCCCACUGGCUCUGCUGCCCCAGAGAGCGGUGGACCUCAUUGUGUCCUUUGACUACUCUCUGGAAGCCCCUUUUGAGGUCUUACAGAUGACAGAGAAGUACUGCCGGGACCGAGGAAUCCCCUUCCCUCGGAUAGAGGUGGGCCCUGCGGACUUGGAGGAGCCCCGAGAGUGCUAUCUGUUUGCCAAGGCUGAUGACCCCUGCUCGCCCAUGGUGCUGCACUUCCCCCUUGUCAACCGUACCUUUCGAACACACCUGGCCCCAGGUGUGGAGCGGCAGACGGCUGAGGAGAGGGCCUUUGGGGACUUUGCUGUCAACGCGCCAGAUUCCCCCUACGGCAUGAUGAACUUCACCUAUGAGCCCCGGGACUUCGAUCGGCUGGUGGCCCUGAGUCGAUACAACGUUCUGAACAACGUGGAGACUGUGAGGCGCGCCCUCCAGCUGGCCCUGGACCGGCGGCAGGCUGGGGAGAGGGCUGGGGGCUGACCCCAGCAGAGGAGGACUGUGACAGAGAGGAGAGAGCUGGGCUCGGGCCGCGGCAGUCGAGGAGUCAAGUCAUGUUAUGGGGCUCUGCUUCCGCUCUCUCUAGGACCUGCCUCUGAGGCUCCUGGCCAUGGAAAGUGCUUGUAGAUUGCACCUGCAUUUCUGUAGGGGAACGGGCAGGACCUCUCUGCGGGGCUCUUGGGGAGGUAGGGCAGAAGAGAGCCGUGCUCACUGUGCAGGGGGCUGUGGGCAGAACCAGGCAACAGUCUAGCCGCAGGGCCCACCCCAAACACAGACCUCAGAGGGCCCAGCUCCUUGACUUCCUCCAGAGCAGGAGCAGGCUGAGGUGCCACCGUCCUCCUGACACUGGGACCCCACCCAAGCUCCUAGAGGCCACUACCAGGAAUGCCCAGAGGCCCCAUGGGUUUCCAAUCUGUCACUGACUCCAUCAUCUUGCCUCUGACCCUCCCUUGCAUUCUGGCCUCCUUGUCCCUCCUCAUAGCUCCCCCUUCUCUGCCCAGCCUCCCAGAGCCUGUGAGCUGAGGCCCGUGUGGCCAGGCUCUGGCUGGUGGGGGUGCUCAUCUCCCUGUGAGUUGCCCACUGCAGAUUACCUGUGCUCGCUCUUUAAACCUGGGCCACAAUCUCUGGUCACAUGUACAGCAGCCCGCUCAUGCAAGUAUAGCUUCACCAUCCCCAGAGCUAAAUGGGUGUACCAUUUAGGGGCACAGAAUGGACAUGCAUCUGCGAGUGGGGUGCACCAGGGAGGGCAGCCAGGUGGGGCGGGGGGUGGGUACAGGUAGCCCUGCCUGUUGGUUCCCACCUCUUUCACAGAUGCAGGCCAUGAUCUGGGUGAGUCUCUGUCUUCCUCUACCUUUUUGUAUUUCCUCUGACCUGCCUGAGACCCUCCAAAUAUCUAGAGCCUCCCCAGCAUGGGCAGAUUUAAGAUUUGUGCGGAGGAGAUCCGCUCUGCCCAGGCCCUCUCCAUCUGGCCUCCGCCUCUGCAGUGGCGCCCUCCUCACCGCCCGGGUGUGGAGGCAGUGGCCUCCACCCAGGGCCACCGCUGGGCCCUGCAGUGGCCAGGCUGCCUCACACACCUGAGCUCUGGCUGCUUCUGCCCCUGAGCCCGCAGUGCCCUAUCUGGCUGCAUGACCUGCUCCUCCCUCUCUCACAUACAAACAUGCCAUCUGAGACCAAAGUCACAGUUUCUCUUUCAAUCAGGGACACGUAUGCUGGGAAGCCUCACCAGUCCUGAUUCUGAGAAGACCCAGCUAAGAGGAGGGUGGCCUGGGACCCCAGCACCCCAGCUGAUCUGAGCUAUGAGGGCCAGAGAGCCAGUGCUUUGGUGGCAUGGGGUGGGGCGGCUUGGUUCUCCUCUCCUGCCUCUUCACCACUGCUGCCGUUGCUGCCCACCGCCUUUGCUCGGGGCUCAGCAGUGAGAGGUCUAUGGGGCGUAGCCCUAGGCUGGCCCCUGAGCUCCUCUGUGGAUAUUGUUGUCACCACUGCUGUGCCUGCCAUCAUCGAUAACUUGUUAUUUGAACCUUUGUAGAGUUCACAACUUGGAAGUGCACAGAGUUCUUAGAACUUCACAGAAUUCGCAGCUUAGAAUCUGCAGUCAGCCUUCAGCAUCUCAAACAGCAUCGGGCUGGCUCUGGCCCCGGGAACAUCAGCCCCUUAAGAACAGGGAUUUUUGUCUUUUUUUUUUUCCCAUUGCUGUAUCCCCAGUGCCUUGAGUGCCUACGUACUCCAAAAAUAUUUGGCAAAUAAAUGAAUGGGAACCUACAUUCUAAAAGAUGGCUUAUCACCUACCAACCAUGAAAAGGUGUGCAACACUGUACUCCAAUGGUUCUUAACUUUUGAAAAGUUAAUGAAAGGCCAUUGAAAGCCAUAGACCCUCUCCCAAGACCCUCUGCAAGGGUUGGGAAGACAUUGAGACAAGGAUGGGAGGGCAGGGAGUAGGAGGCUGGUCUAGUGCUCUAGCUAAGAAAUUGGUCGGCAGGUGCAGCAGGGAUGACCUCAGCCAUGGGAUGAGGAAAUGUCAUCAGGACUGAAUCUGAGCCAACCCAAGUGAGGAGCUGGGGGGAGGAGUCAAACAUGACCUGGCCAUGGGUCUCACCUGGGCUGCACAUUGGAUUCCCCUGGGCAGCGUUAGAACUACUGAUGUCCGUGCUGGCUCUGGUUGGUCUCAGUACGGCAUGUUCCUCAUCCACCUCCCCUACUCGGCCCCUCUGGACCGUGGAAACUGAGGUUUCUGCAGCAAGGCCCGUGUGGCCCUUCACCUGCAUUUCAGCUGGUUCAAGUUGGUACCACUGAAGCCACCUCUUGUUUGUCCCGCCUCCCUCUGGCCCCUCGGUGCCUCUGCCUUCCUCCUCCUCCCACGCUCUCCUCAGCUCUCUAAACACUGCUGGGAUUUUCUGGGGGUACCUCAAGGCCCCUGAAGGCAUGUAGAUUCCCAGUUCCCUUGAGUACCAGGAAAAGCUGCUCUUCCUACCGUACCGUCUCUCCCCACCUCUACCUUUCCACCGACCUUACCAUCCUUUGGUUUCAAACAAAUCGUCCUCUGGAGGAGUUUCAAAGGAAGUCCUGAGUCUAGAGGGACGCUUGUUUUCUGUUGACCGUGCCUUUUCUCUCCCCUCUGCUCUUUCCUGCUUUCCGAGUCUAGGCUCUUCCACUCUCCCUCUCCGCUGCAUCAAGGGCUAUGCGUGCCGCUUCUAGUGUUCCGGUGGUUCCUCUCGACAAUUUCAUUGACAUACAGUUUACAUGUGACUGCAUGCAUCCAUUCUAAGUGUUCUGUAAGUGUACAAGAGUAAGUGUAGAGUUCAAUCAAUUUUGACAUAUUUACAUGUACAGGUAAGUACCACCACCAUCAAGAUAUGGAACACUUCCAUCACCCUAGAAAGUUAUCUUGUGUUCCAUCCCAGUCCAUUUCCCCACCCCUGGCCCCAAGUGACCACCAGUCUGGUUUCUGUCACUACAGGCUAGACUUGUCUUUCCCAGAGUCCCACAUGAUGGAAUUAUGUAGUGUAUACUUUUGUGUGUCUGGCUUCUGCCACUCAGCAGAACAGCUUUGGGAUUCAUCUAUGUUGUACUCAUUCCUUCUUAUUCCUGGGUAGGAAUUAUGUGGAUAUACCACAAUUUGUUUAUUCAUUCCCCUACUGAUGAGAGUUUGG
This is a messenger RNA of Microcebus murinus (gray mouse lemur), 6045 nucleotides long. RefSeq names its product phospholipase A2 group IVF (gene PLA2G4F). Gene Ontology annotation, molecular function: calcium ion binding; calcium-dependent phospholipid binding. The record is from RefSeq and is a predicted model, not a curated record. Gene Ontology annotation, biological process: glycerophospholipid catabolic process. Gene Ontology annotation, cellular component: cytosol; vesicle; ruffle membrane. NCBI's taxonomy places the organism in Eukaryota, Metazoa, Chordata, Mammalia, Primates, Cheirogaleidae.